AAAGUUUAAGAGAGAAAAAAAGUUCAAGAAAAAAAGGAAAAGGGAUAGCUGCUCAACCAAAUACUUUUCUUGACUGAAUCUUCCAAGUUGCUUGAGUGAUUGGACCCAAACGAGCCUCUUAAAUAUAUAUUAAGAUGGGGGGGAAAACAUACUACUGGUCUAUUACUGGGGCAUUAAAAAGAGUUCUGUGAGAACCAUGGGUGUGAGGCAGCUUGCCUGCAAGUGCGGCUUUUUAAAGCGAGGGGGAGUCAAGUGCCCAGGUUACGCAUGUUCCAGAGGAGCUGUCCCUUUCAGAACCACAAUUAGAGCGCAAGGCAGCAUCCCCGGCGCAUUUCCCGGCUUUGCCCGAGCAUCUAAACCUUGUUCACAGGAGAGUGAAGCAGAUUUAGCUUUAAUGUAUUUCUAUAUUAUUAAUUUGCUCAAAAAAACAGUCCUUGCGGAAAAACGACCACUCUGAAUGGGCGAGCAGCCUGAAAGCCUCAAAAUGUAUCUUUCAUUGGUUCGGCCAUACGUCUUGUAGUCUGAACGCGUAAAGCGCGUCAAGAUUUGUAAACGGGUAGACAUGUACUUGCUCUGUGGACAUAUAGGUUAUGCAGCAGACAAACAUCCAUCAUGUCACGGGUAAGUGAGCAAGAAGAGUCACGCAAAAUAAUUCACAGUCCAGUACAUCAUUUGGGGAGGCUUAUUUUAGGACCGAAUACAGGAGACGUUAGGGAACAAGGCGCUGCUGUCAUAUAAGCGCGGGGGCGAAGCGGAGCCCAAUCAGCGUCAGUGUUCAUCAAACAAAAUGCAUAAACAGGCCCACAGUAUAAAAUGAAUGCUGCUGUUUUCCUUCAACCAAUUCUAACAAACCACCACUUCCCCUGUUCUCACACGUAGGCUACACACAACGAGCUUGCCGACAACCCCUCAUCGCCGCGCCGCGGCGCCACCACCCCCUCCCUCUUGAAAGGGAAUUAAAAUCUUUAAUAUCUUUCCGCCAACCGCUCGGUGAACGAGAUCUUCGCUUGAGAACCAGUGCGCAGGACCUGACGCGAGAGGGGAAGAGAAUCGUUUGAGCAGGAGAAUUUGCAUCCAUGCGCCGUGGUUAGCUGUCCUCCGAGAAGAAGCGAGCUAAAUCAAACGUGCAACACUGACACUGACGUUCAGAAUAACACGGGCUCCAAUCUGUGCCGUGCUCAUCAGGCUCCAGACGUGCUAGUGUCGGGUUGGCGUGGCGUGCCGUGGAUACCCUCUCCUGGUUGUAUAAUUCUCUCUCGCUCAGAAGCAGCACGUCCUAACAGCCCUCCUCUCCCUCCUCUCCACUUUCAUCCAAGCAAAGAGAAACGAGGAAACGGGGUCCCUGCGUUUUUCUGCCUUUUCUAACUCACCCUGCUCCGCUCAGAUUGAUUUUCUUUUACAUGGCGCAAGGGCUAUGCAAGCGGGACGGUAGUGGUUCCGAUUUUGGGUGUGAUACAGCCACCGUGGAUUUGGAUAUCCAAGCAACAGCAGCAGAGCACUUGGGGAGCAGUUCCGGCGCCCCCACCACCUUGUUCUCCUCUACCCGGCUCUAUGUCGAGUAAUGGUCGGCUCGUUCUGCUGGAUGCUCCCCGCUUCACACGGAUCGUCGACGGCAUCUCCUCCGACAGCAAAUUGCCAUUUUCGACGGAAACCCUCAAAGAGCUAGGCGCUACAUAUGGAAACUGGGGACCAGAAUUUUAGGAAAAAGGAAAUCUAGCGGUUGUUUAAUUUGUUCCAUUUCCGUCUGAUUUGUCCGUUUAUUAAUUAAUUUGUCGUGCUUGAUUUGUUUCAUUCCAUCGUUGGUUUGAUUUGUCGAUUUGAUGUUCGCUCAAUGAUAUUUCGACUCACAGUUUGACAGAUAUCCUCUAUUUCCUUUUUUUUUUAUUUCCACUGGACUUUCAUCCACCCAUUUACAUUCUUCUCUCCCUUAUUUGAACAGAUAUUUCCCUGUCCUUCAUUUUCCUUGGCCCCCUCUCUCCCAGAUUUUCCCAGUAGAGUCAGACGGACUGGGCUUGCAUAGACAUAUUCAAAAACUGCAUAGACGUUCCUACGCGGCAUAUUCUGUCACGUAGGCAAGCUUUAUUAAAAUUCAUUUAAUUCUUUCAAACAUAUUGAAGUGCUUUGCAGAUACUGCUGCCUAUACGAGUCUGCCAUUACUCUAACGUCUCCCCACCCCCUUCUACGCUAACCAUUUCAUCUGAGUUUAGCGUUCCUCUCAGUGCAGUGUUCAUCCUUUUAUCCUAACACAUCAGGAUACCUUGCCUGUGAUGUGCAAGUGUUGAACCAUUCAUUUAAGAAACACUGUCGGAGACCCAGUGGCGUUUUGCAACUAGUUGGUCUCGUAUGCUCUCGUAAUCGAUAGAAUAUUUCGAUUUACCUAUUCAUUUUUAUGAUACAUCCUCUACAUUAUUUAAGGCCUAAGUAAUUACACAUUAAAUACAAAUAGUAUAAAUAAUCUUAUUACUGCUUUACAGCCCGAGCGUAGUUGUAAGUUGUAGCUGUAGGAAAAAGCAGCUGUAGAUUUUUAGCCUUAUUAGGCUAUUGAAGUGGCUAUACUUCUUCUUGGUAAGAAUAUAAUUAUAUAAGACGAGCAGGCAGACGAAAUAACGCCGCCUCGCUCCCCAACCUCCCUGAAACGUUGACCAAUUUCUCUCUAGUUCGGUUCUCACCCAAACGCAACCAUAAGGUUCCUACCGCAUCCUCCCCCGUCCCCCUCCUUUCGAUCAAAUAUAUCCCAUUUUUUUAGUUUGGUUUGGUCCCGUAAAUUUUCAAAUAUUUACUUCCUAUACAUCAAGAGGAAAGGGGGUCCCCCUUUCAUGGAAUGCGGCAACAUGGGCGUGUUUGACCGCGGAGUUCAGAUGCUAUUGACCACUGUCGGUGCAUUCGCCGCCUUCAGUCUCAUGACCAUCGCAGUGGGCACGGACUACUGGCUGUACUCGCGCGGCGUUUGCAAAGUCAAAUCGGUCAGCGAGAACGAGACCAGUAAGAAGAACGAGGAGGUGAUGACCCACUCAGGCUUGUGGAGGACGUGUUGCCUGGAAGGAAACUUUAAAGGAUUGUGUAAACAGAUAGACCACUUUCCAGAGGACACAGACUACGAAGCAGACCCCUCGGAGUACUUCUUACGUGCGGUGCGAGCGUCCAGCAUCUUCCCCAUCCUUAGCGUCAUCUUGCUCUUCAUGGCGGGGCUGUGUAUAGCUGCAAGUGAGUUCUACAAGGCCCGCCACAACAUCAUCCUCAGUGCCGGCAUCCUCUUCGUGUCCGCAGGCCUCAGCAACAUCAUCGGCAUCAUCGUUUACAUAUCAGCCAACGCAGGGGACCCCUCUAAGAGCGACAGCAAGAAGAACAGCUACUCGUACGGAUGGAGCUUCUACUUCGGCGCGCUCUCCUUCAUCAUGGCCGAGAUGGUGGGUGUGCUGGCCGUGCACAUGUUCAUCGACCGGCACCGGGAGCUGCGGGUGGGGACGCACGCCGCCGAAUACCUCCAGGCCACGGCCAUCACGCGCAUCCCCAGCUACCGCUACCGCUACCGCCGGCGCUCGCGCUCCUCCUCCCGCUCCACGGACCCGUCGCACUCGCGCGACACCUCGCCCGUGGGCCUCAAGGGCUUCGGGGCGCUGCCCUCCACCGAGAUCUCCAUGUACCCGCUGAGCCGGAGCGGAGGGAGGAGGAGGAGGAGGAGGAGGAGGAGGAGGAGGGGCGGCGGAGGUGGCGGAGACACCCUCAAGGCCUCGCAUGGCACGCCCACGGCCACCUACAACUCGGAGAGGGACCACAACUUCCUGCAGGUCCACAACUGCAUCCAGAAGGACCUGAAAGACUCGGCCAACGCCGCCAACCGACGCACCACGCCUGUAUGAAGGGGGGAGCCCAGCCCAACCCUGACCAUCGGGGGAAGAGACAGACACAGAGAAAGAGAGAGGGAGGGAGAACAGAAGAGGGAGGAGGAGAACAAGAGAGAGAGAGAGGGUCUGGACAGAGAGGGGGAAGUGGAUAGGCCCAGAAAUCUGAUUUAUGUUGAAUAGAUAUUUUUUGAAAGGUCAUAACAUGUAUGCAUGAUUUCCCCCCAUUUGCCACAGAUGAAGACAUUUUGUCUGGGUUGUGAUACGAGAAUCAGAAUGUUGGGUGCUUUAGGUAAGGGAGGGAGGGGGGAGGGGGAGAGAGAGGGAGGGACGUUAUUUUGGGAGGGGGGGAGUGGUGAGGGCGGAGCUUCUAAACAGGGAGGUGAUAGCUUGUGAAAAUUUCUUCCAUUUUGGUUUUUUUCUGUCUCCUUUUAAAAAUCUCAAUUUGGUCAACACAUAGAUAUAGACGGGCGACAAGCUAUCCCUCCCUCCCGCCCAAACACUAGCCUCUUUUAAUUCAUUGACAUAUUUAUUAGUUUAUUUAUUAUUUGCAUAAAAAACUGUGAACCAGUGCAGUAGGGAAUUCGAUAAUGAAUAGCCCAACCUGCAUACUCUUACAAAGGUACUAUAUAUAGUAUAUAUAUGUAUUAAUUUUAUAAAUAAAUUAAGUUAAUAAUCAAGACUUUCCUGAAGCAAAAAAUCAACAAAAAAUACAAAAACAAAAACAAAAGAAUCAACAAAAGGAACAACAAUUUCAAUUUAAGUGCUGUGGGUAAUAUUUUAUGAGAAAAAAAAGACUCAUUUCCAUGAACUAUGGCAGGAGGAAAAGAAGGGAGCUUCACAGAGACUACAGACAUGUUCAAGCCGGGAAGAGAGGAGACCAUCAUCCUUCAGAGGAAUAUAUGGAGAAAGAGACCAGAAAACAAAAACAAAAAAAAUCUAUUCUUUUAAAAAAGAACCUUCUCGUCUUUUUCUGUCCCUGUUCGCUUUCUUUUUUUGUUGUUUUUUGGUUGUCAUGGGAGCGCAAACGCAUAAGUUGAACCCCUUCACUGACACACCGAAAGAGGGGUCGGAGAUCACGCGGAUCAGAGACUCCAGCACCGACUGCCAAAAAAAAAAAGACAAAGGAAGGAGGAGAGGGGGAGGAAAAGAGGAGAAUGCAGAACACAAAAUAAAUAAAUCCUUACAGAAAAAAAACAUUUGAAAAAAAAAACAGCAAGCAACAGAUAAAGUACGAGUUAUUACAAGAAACGAAGCUAAGUGACUCACAAUUACAGAAAUUAAAUGCAUGCUAUAAAAUUACAGCAGUUCUGCUCUUGACAAACUUACGUUUGAAAGGAUAACGAUAACUAUAGGGGAAAAAAUGAUGUUGCAAAAGUUUAAAAUAUUAAUGGUUUUUUUUGGGGGGAUCUUCUUUCUCUUGUUCUUGUUUUUCUUUUUUUAUCAUUAUUAUUUUGAGCUUUUUGGUGAUAAACCGAACAAUCAACAAUGAGAACAACUGUUUUUUUAUUUUGAUUUGUUUCUUUGUAUAUGUAUGUAUGUGUUUUUUUAUUCACACAGCCUUAGUCAUAUCUCUUUUGAUUUCUCAUAUGUUGUUUAAGAUGAAAUGAAAUCUAAAGGUGCCAAAACAGUAUGAUCCUUAACUUGGAUGCAUCAAGUCCCAAUGAAUAAAAUACCAACCCUAGGGGGGGAAAACACUG
Clupea harengus (Atlantic herring) is the source of this 5542-nucleotide messenger RNA. It is a transcript of the gene cacng2a, whose product is annotated as calcium voltage-gated channel auxiliary subunit gamma 2a. Gene Ontology annotation, cellular component: postsynaptic density membrane; AMPA glutamate receptor complex. The record is from RefSeq and is a predicted model, not a curated record. NCBI's taxonomy places the organism in Eukaryota, Metazoa, Chordata, Actinopteri, Clupeiformes, Clupeidae. Gene Ontology annotation, molecular function: channel regulator activity; voltage-gated calcium channel activity. Gene Ontology annotation, biological process: postsynaptic neurotransmitter receptor diffusion trapping; transmission of nerve impulse; regulation of AMPA receptor activity.